This is a messenger RNA of Aspergillus glaucus CBS 516.65, 825 nucleotides long. RefSeq lists its product as uncharacterized. The coding region runs from base 1 to 825 and encodes 274 amino acids. NCBI's taxonomy places the organism in Eukaryota, Fungi, Ascomycota, Eurotiomycetes, Eurotiales, Aspergillaceae. The record is from RefSeq and is a predicted model, not a curated record. The transcript is spliced from 2 exons.
AUGGAACAACACGGGACGCAGCUGGAAGCUGUCUUGGCUGCGAUCAAUGCUAUAUCAUUUAUCGAGGUCAUCAGUGGCGAUUUCUCCUUCUGGCGCCGUCAUCUGAAAGGGGACAGUGAGUGGCUUCGCUCCUUCAAGCGGGCGAAAUGGAGUGGACAACAAAAAUCAGUAACAUAUCAGUUCUUCCUGUGCGCAGAGGCUAUAGGGUCUGCGCUCCCGGGCGCGACUGUCGACAGGACUCGCAAGGAUCUUGACGGGAGUUGUGUCUCGGACUACGUCCACGACCCUAUAUUUGGUGUCACCAGCGUGCUUCCAGAGGUGGACUACUGUCGUGAUCAGUACUUCGGCAUCACGAAACCCAUCUUGGAGAUCAUCACCCAUAUCAACCACCUUUCCACCCAUCCUCGUCCGCCCUCUAAAACCGAACUGGAAGGGUUGGAGAUAAAAAUUCGACUCAACAGACCUACACCCGUAUCUGAUCAUACCCUACUGCGCACCCCCUCGAAGCACCUACAAGGGCUAGUCCGCCCAACUCUGAGGCACUUGCAAAAUAUCGAAAUCCACGAAGCUAUCUACACACGCUGUGGGAUCCUAUGGCCAAUUUUCGUCAUCGCCUGUGAAUGCGACGAAGACGAGCCACGCAACGCGGUCCGUAUGUGGUUCACCACAAAGACCAGAUUGGGGAUUGCAAAUGUGGCUACGGCCUUGAAUAUCAUCCUUGAAAUUUGGCGUAGGAGGGACAGGGCAAAGCAGGAAGGGAAUGAUUGCUUUGUGGGCUGGGGGAAGUUUAUGGCGGAUAUGGGCUUGGAUAUCUUUAUAAUCUAA